This is a messenger RNA of Drosophila montana, 806 nucleotides long. RefSeq lists its product as uncharacterized. The record is from RefSeq and is a predicted model, not a curated record. NCBI's taxonomy places the organism in Eukaryota, Metazoa, Arthropoda, Insecta, Diptera, Drosophilidae. The coding region runs from base 7 to 312 and encodes 101 amino acids. The transcript has a single exon.
ACUGUAAUGGAUGCCACGCACUACAAGUUGCAGCCGCCAGUAGCAGCAGCAGCAGCAUCGUCAACAACAACAUUAACAGCAACAACAUUGCACUCGCAACAGCAGCUGCAGCUGCCUGUAUUAGCCAUGCCCACAGCCUCAGCGGCAACAGCAGCAGCAACAACAAUUAGCGACAGCGGCACCAGCACCCCAACAACAACCACACGCACCUAUCUGGGCAUGUACAAGCGCUGGCAGCAGCAGCAGCUGCAACAACAGGCGCAACUGCAACAGCAACAGCAGCUAUUGCUGCUGCAGCAGGAACUGCUCUAGCUGUGCACUGACGUUAAGCAACACUGCCAACAGUUAACGAACGCUAACUUCUGCUGCUACUGCUGCUGCAGCUGCAAAUGGAUGCAACAGCAACAGCAACAGCAACAACCACAAAAACAACCAGCAAGAACAACCCGAAGAAUUUCCAUAGGCGCCUCCCAAGCAAUGCGCGUCGCAAAUGCAUAAAAUAAAAAACUAAAUUAAACAAAACUAUAUACAUAUAUAAAUAUAUAUAUAUAUAUUUAUAUAUAUAUAUGUAUAUAUAUAUAUAUAUAUUAUAUUAAAUGUGAUAAACAAGCGAAAAGCAAAAAAAAAAGAAAAAAGAAGAAAAAGAAACAAAACAAUGAAUACAGCUGAACAUAAGAAUAUUGAAAGAUGGCAAAGCAAGCAGCAAAGAAGCAAAGACAGCGAGAAUUGGUUCGAAGCUAAAGACGAACGCUGGAUUGCUAAAAAAAAAAAACGAGUAAAUGGGAAGCAGAUCAGAAAACAGAAUA